Messenger RNA from Pomacea canaliculata, 3084 nucleotides. Its product is annotated as Hermansky-Pudlak syndrome 5 protein-like. Gene Ontology annotation, biological process: developmental pigmentation. The record is from RefSeq and is a predicted model, not a curated record. Bases 416 to 1963 code for a protein of 515 amino acids. The transcript is spliced from 14 exons. Gene Ontology annotation, molecular function: protein binding. Gene Ontology annotation, cellular component: cytoplasm. NCBI's taxonomy places the organism in Eukaryota, Metazoa, Mollusca, Gastropoda, Architaenioglossa, Ampullariidae.
UAAAUCUCAUCUUCGUUUAGAAAGUACAAUCAGUAUUCCUCAUCACAAGACUUGGUCAUGCUGCCUUAAACCUAUUUUUAUCUUCAUAUCAAGAAGUUAACAACUCCUUUAUCUGUAUUUGAGUAUCUGUUAUAAUCGGGUAAGAAAAUAAUGUGAGAUAUUUGUUUUGAAGCAUACUAGAACAGUUUAUUUAUGCUUAAGAUAGCACACACUUGAAUCUGUCGUCUGCCAGUUCCACAACACGAGCGACAAGGCACAACGCAUAAACGCCUUCCUCAACACUGCAGAGACAUGAUGAUGGAUAGUGGCAACUGUCAGAUCUCUUCCGACAUCACUUGACACCCCACUUGAAGACGAGACAAAACGGUCUUGCUGCACAUCAGUGGCUUUUCAUCUUUAUGCCCUUGUCAGCAAGAUGGCACUCUCACAAUCUCAAGUGCCACUGACACACUUAUUUGCAGAACUAUCUUCCUUGGAGGACCUCAGAUUUCCUCUGGAGCGAUCAUCAAGAUUGCAGUAUACAUGCUUAUCAGUGUCACAGCGAUAUAUUGCCUUGGGAUCAAACACUGGUGGUGUGUAUAUCUUUAGCAGAGAAUCCCUGAAAUACCUUCAGGUGGUGUUUGGAGAUGUGGAAGUCAGUGCAGUGACUGCAACAGCUCUCAGUCCAAAUGAUCAGAAUGUAGCUCUGGCUGACAGUUCAGGUCAAGUCAUUGUGAUGGAAUUAAACAUUGAACGAAGGAUACGCCCUGAGCGUGUUCGGCAGACAACUGAUCAUGUAGGAGCUACUGUGACGGCCAUGUUGUGGGAUAACUCUAGCUCAAGUCUGUUUGUGGCAGACAGCUUGGGCAAAGUUACUCUUAUCAAUGUUUCUGCAUCCAAGGCGAAAACACUUUUCACCAUUCCUUCAGAAACAAUUGUUCGCCUGGACUCCAGUGUGUAUCAGAUGGACUGGUGGAGCAACAAGCUUCUUGUUUCUACAGUUUCUAGAACAUAUCUUCUUAACAACACCAGACAUCAGUUUUCACAAAUUGGGCAGAAGUCAAGGGAUGGAAAGUUUGGUGCCUGCUUUUUCAUAGAGCCCAGCUCCAACUAUGCUGUCAUCUACUGUGCUCGUCCUGGUUCCCGCAUGUGGGAGGUGGAUUUUGAGGGAAAUGUGCUGAACACGCAUCAGUUUAAACAGAGUUUGGCUACUCAUCCAUCACCCAUCAUUUCACAGAGUGUGAACCUGGAGGAAGCACUGCUUAGUCCAUCCUCUGCUCCUCAGUCUGUCAAUUUUCAGAAAAUGUUUCGACUUGGAGAAUUUAUCUUAACAUGGAGCAGCCAUGGUUUCUAUGUGUUUGACCCUGUCAACGUCAAGGUUGUUCUCUGGAUGGAUGCUUUUAAAGGUGGCAUUUCCGAUAUGUGUGUUGUGAAAAAUGAAGUAUAUAUUUUCCUCGAGUCCCAGGAAGUACGACGCCUUGUCUUUCUUCCCAUCUUUCUGCUUGUGCUCAGCACUUACCAGCCCACACGUUGCACAUUAGCUGCCAGACUGCUUCUUUACAUGGAGAACUUUGCACUCCGGCCUUCUUUGCUGAAGCGCAUCAAAAAGGAACUAGUUCCUCAGCUCACAUCACUUUUGAUAACUGAGGGACAUUUAGCUCUUGCUGAGAAAAUUUCUGGAAUGCUGGAAGACGUCAGUGUGAGCUCUGGUGACUUAGACAUUACACAGGAAGAGAGGGUUAACUACCCACAAUACAGCACCCAGCUGUCUGGCAUUGUGGUUGUUAAUGAUGGCAGCAUCACAAGUCAAGAGAAAGGGUUGUAUGGAGGAGUGUCACACCUGUCAAUUUCACACAAGAAAGAAGAACAGAAUCAGAACAGCAAAGUGAGAACAGGAAAGAAAUACUCAAAUGGAAAACAUCCGACCCAGAUCCCUCAUCUGAUCCUCCUAGAACACACAUAUUACAGAAGUACAAUUCUGUAGAUGAUUGCACUGAAGACAGUGUUGAUAGUGAAGUAAACAACAACUUGGAUCAGGUUGUUGACAAAAUCUCAAUGGUGAUGACAACAGCAAUCAAGAGAAAGUGGGAGGUAAUCAUGUUGACGAUAUUGACUGUGAUAGCUUGUUGACAGACAGCUUAGAAGCACCACUUAACAACAGUUAUAAGUGUGACUCAUUAGAGGAAAGGCUUUCACCUAUGGAUCUGGAGAGGGAUUUGCAGUCUGAAGAAGAACCUUUCAUUAAGGCUGCUGCUUGGGAAGAGCAUUCUGACAACAGCCAAGACAAUGUGUUUGAAGACAGUAAGCUAGGAAGUGAUACAGAGCAGGUUGUGUCCCAUCCAAGAUUAUCAAUCUGAUUUUAAGAACAAAAAUGGAAAGGAAAGUGGUGAAAUAGACUUGGAAGGGGAAACUCAAAGAACAAAUGCUGAUGUUAUGACAGAGAGUUAUCCUCCCCAUGUGAAAAUUUCUGAAGGAGCAGAAAUAGAUCCUGCUGCUUUGGAAGUGCAUUCUGGCAACAGCCAAGACAAUGUGUUUGAAGACAGUAAGCUAGGAAGUGAUACAGAGCAGGUUGUGUCCCACCAAGAUUAUCAAUCUGAUUUUAAGAACAAAAAUGGAAAGGAAAGUGGUGAAAUAGACUUGGAAGGGGAAACUCAAGGAACAGAUGCCGAUGUUAUGACAGAGAGUUAUCCUCCACAUGUAAAAAUUUCUGAAGAAAUAGAUGCUGCUGCUUUGGAAGAGCAUUCUGGCAACAGCCAAGACAAUGUGUUUGAAGACAGUAAGCUAGGAAGUGAGACUGAGUAUGAAUUGUCCCGACAAUAUUAUCAGUCUGAUUUUGAGAAAAGAAAUGAAAGGGAGGAUGGUGACAUAGACUGGGAAGGGGAGAGUCAGGAAACAGAUGCCAGUGGCAUUACUGAGAGUUAUCCUCCACAAGUAAAAAUUUCUGAAGAACAGUGAUUCUAGAGAGAACACAUUCUUUGCCUAGUCUGCAUGAGAAUGAAGCCAACAUUACCUUUGCUGAGAGAGAUUCAGAAGAUCAACUGCAUCAUAAUGGCUUCAAUGCAGAGACUGAAACAAGCCAAGCCACAACUGGAGAAGCAACUGCAG